Messenger RNA from Neltuma alba, 933 nucleotides. Its product is annotated as 50S ribosomal protein L7/L12-like. Gene Ontology annotation, biological process: translation. Lineage: Eukaryota; Viridiplantae; Streptophyta; Magnoliopsida; Fabales; Fabaceae. Gene Ontology annotation, cellular component: ribosome. The record is from RefSeq and is a predicted model, not a curated record. The transcript is spliced from 2 exons. Bases 139 to 717 code for a protein of 192 amino acids. Gene Ontology annotation, molecular function: mRNA binding; structural constituent of ribosome.
CUUCGGAUCAGACAUCGUCAGCGUCGCUCUCUCGUCGGCCAUACAAGUAAAGAUUUGGGGGUGAAGCAAAUACUAUGUCGGAACAGAAACUUUCCCCUGCAUUUUGAUUCUGAGUCACAAUCUUGAUUGAACGAAGACAUGAGGUUUACUGUAAUUUCCAGAUUGCUUCCUCGUAGCUGCACUUGGCCCAGUACGUAUGCAGUUGGGAAUUGUCGUGCAUUCCAACCUGAUUUUGUACCCAGAUAUACAAAGGCCAAGCGAAAAAAGUGCAAAAUUCCUCAAUUUUAUGAUCCAUAUGGCCCCAGACCUACUUCCUCAGAGAAAGCUCUUCAGCUUGCGGAGCGAAUUGCGGCACUGCUUGAGAAAGCACGCCGUCAGAUUAGGCCUACUUUGGCAGAGAGACCAAGGCUUCCAAAGUUGCAGCCAAUUUCAACAGAAGGCAUGGACUUGGCUCCACAAGAUGGUGCGGCUGGACCGAAGGGUGAGGAGAAAAAGGCAGAAAAAACAGCAUUUGACGUCAAGUUUGAAAAGUUUGAUGCUGCUGCAAAGAUCAAGGUGAUUAAGGAGGUCAGAACAUUUACCAACCUGGGUUUGAAAGAGGCCAAAGAUCUCGUUGAAAAAUUACCUGUUGUGCUCAAACAAGGGGUCACUAAAGAAGAGGCAAAUGACAUGAUAGAAAAGAUUAAAGCUGCUGGAGGAGUAGCAGUUAUGGAGUAGGAUUUUUUGAAGCAAAGAAAACUGAACUAAACUCUGUAGGUUGAGGCAAAUAAAUUACAAUUUGAUAUUGUUUUGAGAAUUUUCCUGUAGGUAGAUAUUGUUAGAGCUUACUGCUUGUAUUUUUGACAGUUAAAAUUGCAGUUUGUCCUGGAGGUCAAUCUUUUUAAAGGGUUCUGUGAUGAACUCAAAAAUUAUAUCAGCCGGUUACCAGUUGUA